CAGAAGAGCGGACGCGGCUCCGACAACAAACAAAAGACGGAGCUCAACAUCCGUCAGUAGCUCCGUCUGCGACAACAACCGACAACAACCGCCCUUUACAGCCGCUCUCUCCCGAACCAGCGCCGCAGACAGCCCCCUUCCACUGCCUGCGUCUGUGUGGGCUUUGUGUCCGCUAAUGUCAACCUGAGCGAUCGCUAAACCAGGUUAGCUGACCCGAGCUUACCCGAGCUAACCCGAGCUAACAGCUCUGGGUGCCUCAACAGCGAAGCCAGCUAGCCUAGCCUAGCCUAGCCCAGUCUAUCUUUGCCUUGCUUAGCCUAGCCUAGCCUAGCCUAGCCUAGCUGAAAAAAAAAAAAACAACCUCCUUUCUCUUUUUAAAAACUUGACACACAAGUGGCGCUGGUUUGUUGCUGACAAGCCGAGUCCGCUCCACAACAGCUCGUGUCGCAGCCAUGUCCGGGCAGUCGUCGGGCUGUGGCUUUCUAAUGUCGGUGGUCGUCCACGGAGACUCGGCGCUGAACGAGCAGGAGAAGGAGCUCAACCAGCGGCUCCGGAGACUCUACCCGGCCGUGAACGAGAGCGAGACCCCGCUGCCGCGCUCCUGGAGCCCGAAGGACAAGUUCAGCUACAUCGGGCUCUCUCAGAACAACCUCCGGGUGCACUAUAAAGGUCAUGGAAAAACCCCCAAAGAUGCGGCGUCUGUACGGGCCACCCACCCCAUCCCAGCAGCCUGCGGGGUCUACUACUUCGAGGUGAAGAUCAUCAGCAAAGGCCGAGAUGGGUACAUGGGCAUCGGCCUCUCCGCUCAGGGUGUAAACAUGAACAGACUCCCUGGUUGGGACAAGCACUCAUACGGUUACCACGGAGAUGACGGCCACUCCUUCUGCUCCUCCGGCACCGGGCAACCCUACGGACCCACGUUUACAACGGGCGACGUGAUUGGCUGCUGCGUUAACCUCAUCAACAAUACCUGCUUCUACACAAAGAAUGGCCACAGCCUAGGUAUUGCCUUCACAGACCUACCACCUAAUUUGUACCCGACCGUGGGCCUUCAGACUCCAGGGGAGGUGGUGGAUGCAAACUUCGGCCAGCACCCCUUUGUGUUCGACAUCGAGGACUACAUGCGUGAGUGGAGGACAAAGAUCCAGGCCCAGAUCGACCGCUUCCCCAUCGGAGAGCGCGAGGGCGAGUGGCAGUCUAUGAUCCAAAAGAUGGUGGCUUCCUACCUGGUUCAUCACAGCUAUUGUGCCACGGCUGAAGCCUUUGCCAAAUCCACAGACCAGGCCGUGCACGAGGAGCUGGCCUCCAUAAAAAACCGACAGAAGAUCCAGAAGCUGGUGUUGUCAGGUAGAAUGGGCGAGGCCAUCGAGACCACCCAGCAGCUCUACCCCAACCUCCUGGAGAGGAACCCAGACCUUCUCUUCAUGCUCAAGGUGAGACAGUUCAUAGAGAUGGUGAAUGGGACGGACAGCGAGGUGAGGUGUCUCGGAGGUCGCAGCCCAAAGUCUCAGGACAGUUACCCCGGCUCCCCCCGGCCCUUCAGCAGCCCCAGCCACAAAGCCAGCAGCUCCCAGCCCUACCUCCCAGGGUUUGACAGCAACUGCUGUAAUGGUGUGACGUCUAAUAAGAGCCACAGCUCCUCCCCUCACAGUCACAAGCCCUGCCCCCCAGGCUCUGGCUCCACCCUCCCAGCGUCUGACAUCAGCCUCAACGGGAGCCGCAGCCAACAGCCCCUAACCAGUAGCGAUGUGGAUAUGGAAGUUGACCACUUCACCAACGGAGUGACAGAAUCGUCCUCCAAUGGUUUCCUCAACGGCAGCUCCAAACACACCACCGAGCCCGACGACUGUGACGCAGACAUGGGCCGUGGCUCCUCAGAGGUGGAGUCGGCUCAGUCCAAGCGGCAGCUGUGCGGCGGGAGCCAGGCGGCCAUCGAGAGGAUGAUCCAUUUCGGCAGGGAGCUCCAGAGCAUGAGCGAACACCUCCGCCGCGAGUGUGGCAAGAACUCGGCCAACAAGAAGAUGCUCAAGGAUGCAUUCAGCCUGCUGGCCUACUCAGACCCCUGGAACAGCCCAGUCGGCUACCAGCUGGACGCCAUUCAGAGAGAGCCCGUCUGCUCCACUCUCAACAGUGCAAUACUAGAGACUCACAACCUGCCCAAGCAGCCCCCCCUGGCCCAGGCCGUGGGUCAGGCCGCCCAGUGCCUCGCCAUCAUGGCACGAACUGGCAGCGGCUCCUGCGCCUUCGCCUCUGUGGACGAUUACCUGCACUAGCCCUGUGCACACACACACACACGCACACACGCACUCUCUGAGGACCUGUCCAGAAACGGCUCCUUCCACCUCCUCCAUCAGUGUAGUCCUUUUAGCUGGGGAGACGCUCCUCUGCACGAUAACAAGUAGUAGAAAGUUAACCACCACACUCGCUUCUUCUUCUGCUUUUACCAAUCGGCACGAACUCCACCGAGGGUCAGGAGUCGUUUCUGGGCAGAUCUUUAGAUUGCUGACACACACCGCAUACAUAUAAAACACACA
Morone saxatilis (striped sea-bass) is the source of this 2534-nucleotide messenger RNA. It is a transcript of the gene ranbp9, whose product is annotated as RAN binding protein 9. Gene Ontology annotation, cellular component: cytoplasm. NCBI's taxonomy places the organism in Eukaryota, Metazoa, Chordata, Actinopteri, Moronidae. The record is from RefSeq and is a predicted model, not a curated record. Gene Ontology annotation, molecular function: protein binding. The transcript has 14 exons. Bases 453 to 2273 code for a protein of 606 amino acids. Gene Ontology annotation, biological process: cell surface receptor signaling pathway; cytoskeleton organization.